This is a messenger RNA of Aricia agestis (brown argus), 1340 nucleotides long. RefSeq names its product NAD-dependent protein deacetylase Sirt6 (gene Sirt6). Bases 230 to 1294 code for a protein of 354 amino acids. Gene Ontology annotation, molecular function: NAD+ binding. The transcript has 6 exons. NCBI's taxonomy places the organism in Eukaryota, Metazoa, Arthropoda, Insecta, Lepidoptera, Lycaenidae. The record is from RefSeq and is a predicted model, not a curated record.
UAUGAAUGCCGAAUUAGUUUUUAUUAUUUUUUAUUUUAAACUCUCAAAUGUAAAUCGUGCUGUUUACCAGUUUUCCAAUAAAUCAUUUAAUACUUUGUAACAAUAUCUCUCACAAAUUAUGUUAUAAGAUGGUUAUAAGCAAAACCACAGAAGCAAAACUAAAACCGCCUGUACUUAAUAUGCCCAACACCAAUUUUAAUACAAAGAAAAUUACCACGAUUUUACAAUAAUGUCUUGUAAUUAUGCAGAAGGCCUGUCUCCAUACGAGCAUAAAGGCAUACUUGGUGCCCCAGAGAAAUUUGAAACCAUUGACAAAUUGAACGAGAAAUGCAGGAUUCUAGCAGAUCUGAUCAAAAACAGUAAACACACAGUAGUGCAUACUGGUGCAGGCAUAAGCACUUCUGCUGGUAUUCCAGAUUUCAGAGGGCCAAAUGGAGUGUGGACUUUGGAGAAAAAGGGUAAAAAGCCUUCAGUCAACAUUUCUUUUACUGAUGCAAAGCCUACAAAGACACACAUGAUCAUAAAGAAACUGGUAGAAGAGAAUAAAGUCCAGUAUGUAGUGAGUCAGAACAUUGAUGGCUUGCACCUCAAGUCAGGUCUGCCGAGGAAAUACCUGGCUGAACUCCAUGGGAACAUGUUUGUGGAUGAAUGUAAUCUGUGUAAAAGGCAGUUUGUAAGGAGUUCUCCUGUUGAGACAGUGGGAAAGAAAUGCAGUGGUGUCCAAUGCGCAGCGGGCUACAAUGGUGGGAGACCGUGUCGAGGACGGUUGUAUGAUGGAGUCUUAGACUGGGAACACAGCCUACCUGAGAAUGAUCUUCUUAUGUCAGAGUGGCAUUCUGGUAUAGCAGAUUUGAGUAUAUGCCUAGGAACAACACUGCAAAUUGUGCCAAGUGGUAAUUUGCCUGUGGAAACAGUGAAAUAUGGUGGAAAACUGGUGAUAUGCAACUUACAACCCACUAAACAUGACAACAAAGCUGAUUUACUUAUCAAUUAUUAUGUUGAUGAUAUUUUAGAAAAGGUAAUGAAUAUUUUAAACUUAGAGAUACCAACAUACAAUGAGGAAGAAAACUUCACAAAAUUAGCAGAAAAUAGUAUAAUUGACUGGACUAUAAAUAGGAAGGAUGUGCUUGCUUUGGAAAAAGUUUUUAAAAGUAAGUGCAAAGGUGUAAAGAAAAAAAGAAUUUUGGUCAAAAGUAAAAGAAAAAGUGAGGAUGUCUCUGAAAAUGUAUUGGAUGAUGAUAAAACAAAGAUUGUUAAAUUGGAAAUCAAAGAAGAGAUUGCUGUAAAUACAUAGUAUGUAUAAAUUAACAUAAUAUCUACGAAUAAUAAAAACUAAGGAA